GCCGUGUUUGACGUUGUGUCAGUCGUCUAGCGUAUUUGCACAGGGUUCCGUCUUUUAUCAAUAAUACAAAACACACACGCACACACUUCCUCUGGGUCGCGUUUCCGGAAGAAAAAGCGUUCUCGUCAGUAGCAUUAACGGGUGCAAUUACAAUGCACCGAACCGAUUGGCGACGGACGAGCUGAAAAUAAGUGCAUUGCAUUGCAGCGCAAUACGGGUCAACGCAACCGUGAUACGCAGCGGGCAAGUGCAUGCACCGUGGAGCGUACCACUCGAAAGUGCAAGGUGGUAACCGGGGGCUGGUGCAGGGGAGGAGCGCAGCAGAUAGUAAAGCAUAGCAACAGAUUUAACUAGAAAACAGGUGGCGGCAAUGGGUGCUACGAUGGUACGCGAAUGGCUUUGUUUCGUGUGUUUGGUGGUGGUGGUGGUUGUCAACAUUCCUUCGGCUAACUGUGGCCUUGACGAGGAACGGAAGACGGACGAUCGGCGCGGUCUGGCGCCGGAAGCGUCCGAACUGGCCGGCAUUGAAAAGUGUCCUCGAAUGAUGCAUUACGUGUUCGAAGGUUACGCACCGAUCGGUAAUAAAAAUGCCGGAAACUUUACGGAAAAUGCGAAAGCUAGCACGCUGGAAGAGUGCGUGCGGGACUGCUGUGUGAAGGGAACGAAUUGUCAUACCGCGUUCAUCUUUAACCAUACCUGCUACCAUGUGAAAUGCAUCAGUAACGAUUUGUGCCUUCCGGCGAAAAAAGAAACCACCUCCACGCUGCGCAUGGUGCUGGUAAACCCGAUCGACGAUGGGCUAGUGGAAGCGAGCUGGUGGGAGGUGCUAAAGAAAGCACAGGAAAAGCGGCUCGGUGGUGCACCGGUGGUACCACCGGUACGGAUAGCGGAAGACGAUGGGGAAGAAAGCUUGCUGGGCAAGCUGACGGAAAUGUAUAACCUUGCGAAUGGAGUGCCGCGAGCGAGGGGCGAAGAUAAGUACGGUCUCCCGUCGGUGGAGGAUAUAUACCGGGGACCGUACAAAUCGCUCGAUUACGGUGCACCCGGGGUGCCAGGCUUUGAGAAGUACGCCAACAACUACAUGCGCGACCAGUACGACGAGGAAGCGGAAGAGAGCAAGUACUAUGCCGAGACGAAAGCGCUGCGCGGCUCGAUGCGUCCGUGCGAUGUGACGCGGGAAGAUUCGUGCGGCCGGAACGAGGUGUGUGUGCGCGUGGUACCGAACGUCCGACAAGGCAUCUGCACCUGUCCGGAAGGUUUAGAACGAAGCGAAAAGGAUGUUUGCCUCACGAAGGAACAAAUAGCGGAACAACAGCAGCAGCAGCAGCAGCAGCUCGUCCCGCAGAUGUUGUCCGCACAGAAGCUAACGAUGGGAAUCGGUGACACCGACGUUGAUCCACCACACCCAAGCACUACGAAAGAGCUAACCGUUUCGGUCGCUUCGAAGGAUGUGCGGCUCCCGACCAACGAGGCCACACUGUCCGCGUACGUCAUACCGGACGAGAAAACGAGCGGCGACAAGUACAACUACCUGUGGACGCUCGUAUCGCAGCCGAAAGGGGACAGUAACAGCACGAUCGCGGAUCAGACGAAAUCGAUCGCGAAGCUGUCCGGAUUGGCGGAGGGCCUGUACCAGUUCAAGGUAACGGUCAGCGGCCAGAAUGGUUCGUACGGGGAAGCGUUCAUGAACAUUACCGUACUGCCGGAGCAGAAAAUUAACAAACCACCGCGUGCGGUUAUAACGCCAGCGAACCAACCGGUACGUUUGCCGAACCACGAAGCGAUCCUCGACGGCAGUGCGUCGAGUGAUGAUGCGAAAAUUGUCCGCUGGCAGUGGGUGCUGGCCCAAGGACCGCUCGGUUAUCAGCCCGAGCUGCCCGAGGUGAGCACACUGCAGCUGAAGGAUCUUACGAUCGCGGGCAACUAUACGUUCAACCUGACUGUGGUCGAUGAGCAGGGAUUGAGCAACAGCACGACGGCCAUUAUACAGGUGCUGAAGGAGAUCGAUUACCCGCCGGAAGCGAAUGCGGGGAAAAAUGUAAUUCUAUAUCUACCGAACAAUAACGUCACGCUGAACGGUUCACUGUCGAAGGAUGAUAAUGGGAUUGUGGCAUGGGAGUGGACCAAGAUCAGCACCAACCAGUCCAAGGCGGUCGAUAUGCAGAACACGCGCACCCCUUUUCUGCAGCUAUCGAACCUGGAGGAGGGUGUGUACGCGUUCGAGCUGAAGGUGACGGACGUGAAGAACCAAAGCUCCACCUCGAUGGUGCACGUGUUUGUGAAACCACCGACCAACCGUCCACCGGUGGCGAAGGCGGGCGCAAACGGUACCACGAUCUAUCUACCGCAAACCUGGGUGGCGCUUAAUGGAAGCGAAUCGAGCGAUGAUAUUAAAAUUAGCUCGUACUACUGGCAACAGAUAUCGGGCCCGAAUACGGCGCUGAUCGAGAAUGCGAAUGCUUCGAUAGCGAAUGCAACCGCAAUGACGAUAGGUGACUACGUGUUCGAGCUGAUCGUUUCGGACGACGCGAAUAACAAUGCAUCCGAUCGGGUACGCAUUACGGUGGUGCAGGAGAAGAACACGGCGCCGAUUGCGAAUGCCGGUGGCGAUCAGACGGUAACACUGCCCACCAACAUACUUGUGCUGAACGGUAGUCGGUCGAGCGAUGAUCUGGGCAUUGUGCGGUACAGCUGGACCCGGGAACCGAGCAGCUUGGCGAUGGGGACUAUCAUCGGCGGCACUGAUAGCAAGCCGGUUCUAAUGCUAACGAACAUUGUCACCGGCCGGUACGUGUUUAAAUUGACUGUAUACGAUGGGCAAGGCUUGUCCGCAUCCGACACCGUAAGCAUCAUAGUGCAUCCGGAUCCGUUGCUGAUGAGCUUGGUCGAGGUAACGAUCACAACCGAAGCAACCGUACUGACGGCAACCGAGCUAGAUUCGAUCGAACAAAAGCUAACCCUGCUGAUCGGUGACAAUAUGGCGAAGCUACACGUUCGCGAGCUAAAGGUGGAACCGCGCACCGGCCAGGUGGUGAUUGUGUUUUACGUGGAGAAAAAAUACGGUCUUGAGGAUAAAGACAAACAGGAGGUUAUGCCAGCGCUCGAAGUGGAGCGUAUACUGAAGGAAAAGUUUUGGCGUGACUAUACCAUCCUAGGCACGUCGGUGGUCGGCAUACGGACGACCGUCUGUCAGAACGAUUGUUCCGGGCACGGUGUUUGCAAUGCGGAAACGCGCGAAUGCAUCUGCCAAAGCUUCUGGAUGCCGGACAUUUUUUACUUUUGGGGUAUUGCGGAAGCAAAUUGUGAUUGGUCCAUACUGUACGUGAUUGUUGGUGUGCUGAUAGUGUUUUUUGUACUGUCCGGUAUCUGCUGGGGUAUUACCUGCCUUUGCCGAAGGACAGCCAAACCACGCACGAGACCAAAGCCGCAAAAGUAUUCACUGCUGCAAACGCACGACGAGGAACUGCCUUCAUUCAAUCGCGCCGGGACAACCAUUUCCGACAGCGAAACCGAUUCGGACGUGCUGUUCGAGAGCCGCUCGCGACAAAACGGGCUUCUGCCGGGACGAUCCGGUAACGGGGGCCUGCCGAACGGUGAGCUACGUAACGGUGCUGGCGGCCAUCCAAAGUACGGUGUUACGCGGCUAGGACGUCGCAUAAAGGCUUAAAAUGGGCGAGCCUUAACAAAAAGAACCACCACCAGUAGUGUGAAGAAAGGAGAGUUGAUAACUAUUCCGGAAGUCUCUUGGACUGCCAUAUUUGUCACUUCCUUUACCCUGCUUUAGUUAACCGCAGUCGGGCAGUUCAGUCCAGCGUAGUACGGUGGGAGAGUCCUGGAUGGGAUUUGGUGUCGGUCCUGUCGCCGUGAUCGGAGCCGCUCCAAAUGAAAACAGCUAGUCGGAAGAAAUUUCUUUACCAAUACGUUCCUAAUGCGCUUGUAGUGAUUUUAGUGGUGUAUGUGUAUAGCGACCAUUUUCUUUGUGGAGCACCUUUCCACCAAAAGCUUACUUUCUUUCCAUUCCUAUUUUAAUCCGUUUUAUUUUGGUGUUAAAAUAUUUGUUCCUUAUAGUUUUUAUUUACAUCUAAUGCGUUCUUAUGCUUGUAUUCACAUUCCUUUAUCAAACAUCUUAUAAUGAUACGUGCUUUCAGAGUGUGUAGGUAACUGUAACAACCAAUGUGAUUCAAAAGCCAUCGAAGAAAUCAAGGACACAACAACCUUACCAGUAAGAUGAACCAAGUAAGGGAUCAGGCGAGCCGCCCACUAAUGGAUAAUCUUUGUUCCUUCUGUGAAUGUUUGUGCAUUUAUCUUGUGGUGAGUCGUUUUUAAGCUAAUCCUACCACCGCGUUGCGCUACACGGGUCCCGUGCACCCGGAUCGAAAGGGGUUUUGCUUAUGAGUGUUGUCAGGUUUUUUUUUCGUUUUCGCUCUAUUUUAAAUGUGUAUCCCAUCAUAACAUAUUCCCCGUACCUUUAGUAAGUGAACGGAACGCAAAACCAAAAUACACGCACAUACGGCAAAGAAGAAAGUAUUAAUGUGUACGAGUGAAGCCCGAACCGCGAACCUGUAAGCGGGCUGUGAGCAAAGGUGUCGCAGACGGUGUUAGCAGAAGGCGUGCGAGAUUUGAGGAUCAGUGACAGUGCAGUGUAAAGCCACCACGGAUGAAUUGAAGUGUAACAGAGAGGAUGAAAAAAAUAUAAUCAGUACACAAAGGUA
Messenger RNA from Anopheles stephensi (Asian malaria mosquito), 4712 nucleotides. RefSeq names its product dyslexia-associated protein KIAA0319-like protein. Bases 371 to 3667 code for a protein of 1098 amino acids. Gene Ontology annotation, cellular component: plasma membrane; cytoplasmic vesicle. The transcript has 7 exons. NCBI's taxonomy places the organism in Eukaryota, Metazoa, Arthropoda, Insecta, Diptera, Culicidae. The record is from RefSeq and is a predicted model, not a curated record.